AUGGAACACCAACCGAACAAUGGCGUCAGUGACGGUAGCGCAGCACCCAUACCCGCCACCAACGGCGGCACAGCUGGACUGAAUCCCGAGCUCGCUGCACCAGAUGCCAUGGCAGCAGCCAUGAUGAUGUCCGGCCAGGCCUUCAUCCCAGAUCCCUCUCUCGGCACUACUGCCAUCUCAGAUCCGUCAAUCAUGGCUACCAUGAUGUUCAGCAAUGGUCAUGCUGCUGCCGGCCUCGCGCUGCCAGACAAGGCUAUCACAGCAGAUGAAAUCGCCCUCUAUGAUCGACAGAUCCGCCUCUGGGGCAUGGCCGCCCAGGCCAAAAUCCAAAACGCAAACAUCCUCCUCAUCACCAUCAGAGCUCUGGCCAACGAGAUAGCCAAGAACCUCGUGCUCGCCGGCGUCGGCUCUCUCACCGUCCUCGAUAGCGCCAUCGUCACCGAGGCCGACCUAGGCGCGCAGUUCCUCCUCUCCGAGGUGGAAAAUCCCGUUGGCCAGAACCGCGCCGAGGCUGCCAGCGUGGCCCUGCGCAAGCUGAACCCGCGUGUCCAGGUCGUCGUCGACCCGGAAGGAGUCAAGUCCAAGGGCCCGAGCUACUUCGCCAACUUCGACAUCAUCAUUGCGACGGAUCUGGACCCCGAUUCAUUCAAUCUCAUCAACACGGCGACGCGCAUCAACGGCAAGGCCUUCUACGCGGCGGGCACGCAUGGCAUGUAUGGCUUCAUAUUCAGCGAUCUGAUAGAGCACGACUACGUCAUUGAGCGCGACCUAGGAAACGUUGCCACCGAACUCAAGCAAGAGACGCGUACACGCUCCAUUGUCGACGUCAAAACCAAAAAGGAAGGCCCCAAGGUCAUCGAAUCCGUCACCAAGCGAGAGCUCUACUCGACCUGGUUCCUCGCCAGCGAUGUCGCCAGCCUGCCGGAAGAGUACACAAAGUCAAAGCGCCGCCUAAAGAGCGUCACCCCGACGCUGUCCUGCCUGCGCGCCCUGUGGGAGUUUAUGCAGAUCCAGGGCGGCCGCCUGCCCAGCAAUCGCGAAGACCUUAAGCUGUUCACUCAGAUUGCCACGCAGAAGCACAAGGCCCUGAGCCUCCCCAGCGAAACGCUCAAGCCGGAAUUCCUCCGCAGCUUCCUGCAGAAUCUAGGCAGCGAGAUUGCCCCCGUCACGGCCAUUCUGGGUGGCCAGCUGGCGCAGGACGUCAUCAACGUCCUCGGCCAGAAGCAGCAGCCUAUUCAAAACAUGGUCAUCUUCGACGGCACUACCAUGGAGGCGCUCAUGUAUCCCUUGCACCCGGAGGGCAUCCUCGGUACCAAUCUUCUCUCUCUAGGCGGAGGCGUCGAUCCAUUGAUCCCCAACGGAGGCAUGAUGUUACCACCGGACAUGUCCGUCGCCCUUGGCGGCAACAUGGUCAUCCCGCCGCUAGACCCCAGUGCUCUGGCUGCUCACCCGCAUGGCAUGCCCAUGGGCGAUUUACCCGCAGUAACAAAUGCUCAUUUGCAGGCACAGCCUAUUGCUGCUACCCAAGCCCCUAACAUGUCCGUGCCAGAAGCUGUGCCCGCGCCUCCCGCGCCUCCCGCACCUCCGACUACUACACAACCUCAGCAGCAAGCCGGUGCCAGUGCCAGCUCCGAUAUCCCCACAGAAGCACCAAGUCAGGAUGCUCCUGCAAGUUGA
Trichoderma asperellum CBS 433.97 is the source of this 1677-nucleotide messenger RNA. RefSeq lists its product as uncharacterized. Gene Ontology annotation, biological process: protein sumoylation. The record is from RefSeq and is a predicted model, not a curated record. Gene Ontology annotation, molecular function: SUMO activating enzyme activity. Gene Ontology annotation, cellular component: cytoplasm; SUMO activating enzyme complex. Lineage: Eukaryota; Fungi; Ascomycota; Sordariomycetes; Hypocreales; Hypocreaceae.